Phascolarctos cinereus (koala) is the source of this 567-nucleotide messenger RNA. The record is from RefSeq and is a predicted model, not a curated record. NCBI's taxonomy places the organism in Eukaryota, Metazoa, Chordata, Mammalia, Diprotodontia, Phascolarctidae.
AUGCUAGAGAAACUAGAGGAAGUAGACAUCCAGACUGAAGAGCCAAAGACGCCAGAGAGAGCAGAGGCUCUUACCUCUGCUGACAACUCCUCUGAGAAGAAGGAAGAAGCCACAGAGUUAGUCUCAGCUGCCACAGAUAAUAACAUUCUGGAACCCAAGAAAGUGGAUGCAGUUUAUGUGCUGGGGAACCCAGGGUUUCAGACUGUCAGACAUAUAUUAGUCAGACAGCUGAAGACAUUUACAGAGGCUCAGAGAUUUUCUCAGCAGAACUAUAGGGGCAACCUAAUUUCCACCCACAAUUCUGAGUUCCACUGCAAACUUGAGAACUUAGUUAAAGAAAUCAACCAAGGCUGGGUUUGGACUGGAGCUCACACCAAUAGCUGGCUAAGAAAGCACAAAUAUUGCUUGGCCAAGAAAUUUAAAUGGAUUGAUAGGAGCAGCUGGCAUUUUUCAUACUGGACAACAGGGCAGCCGCUAUUUGGUUGGGGCUGCUGCGUGGCUUUGUGUACUAAUCGUGAGUCAGGGAACAUGGAAGGUGGGAGUGACAGUAAGGAAGACUUAUCAUGA